Molecule: messenger RNA, 792 nt
Organism: Cucurbitaria berberidis CBS 394.84
Lineage: Eukaryota; Fungi; Ascomycota; Dothideomycetes; Pleosporales; Cucurbitariaceae
Exons: 2
Coding region: 1-792 (263 amino acids)
Source: RefSeq, a predicted model, not a curated record
AUGUUUCUAGAUGCGGUCCUUAGGAUAACCGGACUGCUGGUCCUCACCGUUCCAACUUUAGCAGCGGAGUGCACACGUGAGGGUCUUCUCGCAGCCACCGAAUCCUAUCUCACAGCCCAAACAUCCGGCAAGGUCAGCAACCUCAAGCUUUCGAGCAGCAACUUCACAUACCGACAAAACAACGUUGUAUCCGACAUCACCAAAGGACUCCUUUCUACCGCCUACAAAGUUGAUCUCAACCGCUCCACUGCCGACACGGUAGCCUGUGCUUCCUACACAAUGUGGAUCAGCACUUCUGGCAGCAAGCCAUACGUUGUCAGCACGCAGAUCCGGCACGCCAACAAUGACACGAGCUCGAUUAGUAUGAUUGACACCGUCGCCGCGAGCACGGGAGAUUUGUUCUUUGAUGCUAAAAAGACACUUGGAUAUAUCCAGAAAGAAGACUGGAAAAUUAUACCCGCUGAGCAACGUCCAUCGCGCGAGUUGUUGAAAAAAGUCGGUGACGCUUAUUUGGACAUGUGGACCGACGCCAAAGCCGCGGAUAGUAUUCCCUGGGGUACGGAAUGUGAGCGCGUUGAAGGUAGCCAGUACACAAAUCCAUGUGGCAAGACGCUGCCGCGCGGCGGCAGCAGCAAGAAUAAUGGUAUGAGACGAUAUGUGAUUGACGAGGAAAUGGGGAGCGUAGAUUGUCAGUUCGAUAGUUUGGGCGCUUGGCCGGAUAGUCAUGAGGUUAGAGUUGUCGCGGGAAAAGUGAAGUAUGUGCAUACUGUUACUGUUAUGAAGCUAGGGUAG